Notodromas monacha is the source of this 760-nucleotide messenger RNA. NCBI's taxonomy places the organism in Eukaryota, Metazoa, Arthropoda, Ostracoda, Podocopida, Cyprididae. The record is from the annotation of a GenBank genome assembly.
AAUUUACAGAGACUGUGAUGCUCUGGGUGCAGAUAAGACAUAUCACACGAUUACUGAUCACGGUACAUAUCUGCGCCAUGCUCGCGAUUCAGUGACGUAUGCGCAAAGCAGCGAACUCCGGUAGAAUGCAUUAUUUUUGAAGAACAAAAGAUAUAUCCUCUAUGUCAGUGUUUACUGCGAGGUAAUAUUCCAUAGCAAUAUUAAGACCAUCAUGCAGUCUUUACAAAGAGCGUUCGGGAUAAUAACAAAGAUCGACGAGAAGGACGUCAGUAUUUCGAAAACCGUUUUAGGAAGUGGAGGUUUCGGUUGCGUGAAUCCUGGCAAGUGGAAGAACCGUGAAGUCGCCAUCAAGUGCAUCCGAGUUAGUGGAAAUUUUCGCCAAGAUGCAGCACUGAAAAACGAAGCCAGCCUGAUUUUCAGAUGCGAUCAUGUGAACAUCAUCAAGAUGCACGGCCUGAUCAAUUUCCAAGACGGCAGAUUGGGAAUUGUCAUGGAGUUAGCAGACAAAGGACCCUUGUCUCGUAAGCUUAUGCGGGAGCUGUCAAAAGGCGACGGCGCUGCAGCUCGUCGAUUUUCCAAAGGAAUCAUCAACGGACUUCAAUACUUGCAUCACCGUCGCAUCGUCCACCGUGAUUUGAAGCCCGACAACAUCUUGUGUUUUGGCGAGCUUCCUUCGCCCAAAAUAACAGACUUCGGAAUAUCUAAAGUAAAGAAGAUUCAAAAUUCAGAUGGGGAUGAUCGAAAAGUUGCAGUGCAAUGA